Messenger RNA from Phaethon lepturus (White-tailed tropicbird), 3100 nucleotides. RefSeq names its product bobby sox homolog (Drosophila) (gene BBX). Gene Ontology annotation, biological process: regulation of transcription by RNA polymerase II. The transcript has 14 exons. NCBI's taxonomy places the organism in Eukaryota, Metazoa, Chordata, Aves, Phaethontiformes, Phaethontidae. Gene Ontology annotation, molecular function: RNA polymerase II transcription regulatory region sequence-specific DNA binding; DNA-binding transcription factor activity, RNA polymerase II-specific. Gene Ontology annotation, cellular component: nucleus. The record is from RefSeq and is a predicted model, not a curated record. Bases 1 to 2691 code for a protein of 896 amino acids.
AUGAAAGGCAGUAGUAGGAAUAAGGAUCAUUCGACAGAAGGAGAAGGAACUGGGAAGCGACCAAAAAGAAAGUGUCUUCAGUGGCAUCCCCUGCUUGCCAAGAAGCUCCUUGACUUCUCUGAAGAGGAAGAGGAAGAAGAAGAAGAGGAGGAUAUUGAUAAGGUGCCACUCCUUGGCGCUGACGGGUUAGAGCAGGAUGCUGAUGAAACUGAAGAUGACGAGUCCUCAGAGCAACGAGCCCGCCGACCAAUGAAUGCAUUUCUUUUGUUCUGCAAACGCCAUCGCUCUCUCGUGCGAAAAGAACACCCUCGCCUCGAUAAUCGUGGCGCAACCAAAAUCUUGGCAGAUUGGUGGGCUGUUCUAGAUCCAAAAGAAAAGCAGAAAUACACUGACAUGGCCAAGGAGUACAAGGAUGCAUUUAUGAAGGCGAAUCCGGGGUACAAGUGGUGCCCCACAACGAACAAACCUGUAAAAACCCAGGCCUCCACUGUUACAAACAGGAAAAAGCUAUGGGCCUUUGCAUCAGACGCUGCAAAGGACUUACCAAGCCCGAAGAAAGUAACGAAAAGUGAAGAAAUGCCACAGCUUAACUUCGGGAUGGCAGAUCCUACACAAAUGGGAGGCCUGAGUAUGCUGCUUCUAGCAGGGGAACAUGCCCUGACUGCACAAGAGGUUUCCUCCAGUACUUGCCAGUCUGAUGGAACUAAUUCUACGGAAGCCUGUCAGAAGUCAUCAUUGUUUCAGUUUGCAGAGAUCUCUUCAAGCACAUCACAGCCUGGAGUCCCGGGAGCUGUAAAACAAACUGAGGAGUCUGCAUUGUUUCAGUUUGCUGAGAUCUCAUCAAAUACUUCCCAGUUGUCAAGUCCUGAGCCAGUAAAGCACUGUGGGAAGUCGGCACUCUUCCAGUUGGCAGAGAUGUGCCUUGCCUCAGAAGGAGUAAAAGUGAAAGAACCUGGGAAAACAAAAGUGGAAGCACCAGAAGAUGUGGGAAGGGAAGAUCCAGAGGAAAUGGAAGUAGAAGAACUGGAGAAAACAACAAUAAAGGACUCCUGUAAAGGAAAAGUAGAACCAUCAGAGAUAGAGAAAAUGCAAAACCAGGAUGAGACAAAAGCUGAGGAAUCAGAAACUGCAAAAUGCAGAGAUUUUACUAGUCUUGCAAUGGAGAGCAGUCCUUUUGAGAGAAAUGAUAACACAAAGGAUCACAGGUGCUGUUCUCCAGAGCUUUCAAUGGCUGACAUGAAUAUCCUCGGGCUAAAGCCGGAAAAGAUAAAGAAGAAAAAGAAAAAAAAUAAGUUGGACCGGCACGCAAAUGAAAAAUCCACCCCCAAGAAACCUUGUAAAAAGAGGCAGUCCUCGGAGUCGGACAUUGAAAGUGUAAUGUAUACAAUUGAAGCCGUGGCAAAGGGGGACUGGGGUGCUGAGAGACUCGCGGAAACUUCCCGCAAAAAAACUCGCCCUGUCUCAAAUGUGAAGGGAAGUGUGUUGGAUACAAAAUCACCAAAGAAAAAAGUGAAAUCAAAAGAGAAAAAAACAUCAAAGGAGAAACCCCCGGAGACCACCAAAGAAUCAAAGCCUCCUGACUUCCUUAAUAUUGCAGCCAGCAAGGAGGUACCCUGUGAGGCUUCUGAUAACGUUAAAGUGGAACCACUGACCCCAACAGAGGAGGUGGUACCCCAGAGCUUACCAGGACAGGUCAAAACUGAGGACAGUGACUGUGUUAAAAAGAUAGAAACCUGUGGCUCCAGGAAGUCUGAGAGAUCUUGCAAAGGUGCUCUUUAUAAAACUCUGGUGUCAGAGGGCAUGCUCACAUCUCUGCGCGCUAAUGUGGAUAGAGGAAAAAGAAGCUCAGGAAAAGGCAACUCCUCAGAUCAUGAAGGAUGCUGGAAUGAAGAAAACUGGGCUUUUUCCCAAAGUGGGACAAGUGGGAACAAAAAACUGAAAAGGCCUAAGCCAAAGGAAGAGUUUGUUUUUGGCUUAGCAAAGUUGGAAGAAGAAUUUGAAAAGAAAUUCAACAGCCUCCCUCAAUACAGUCCUAUUACCUUUGACAGGAAAAAUUCGGCUGUUCCAAGGAAAAAGAGAAAGCUUGGAAGUGGCUCGUCUGAACAACCUAAAUCCAACAAAGGUUCAUUCCAGUCUCAGAAAAAGAACUUAUUCCACAAAAUUGUCAGCAAAUGUAAGCACAGAAAGGAGAAGCUUAAUGUUCCGGACAAAGCCAUACUCUCAGAAGACAGGAAUUCCAGUGAGUCUGCCUGGAAGAAUAAAAUUUCUAUAUCUGCCCUAAACACUCCAGAGCCAGCAACGAUGCAUGAGCCUUUAGUUGGCAGCCAGAAAAGGAAAGCGAGGAAAACUAAGAUCACACACCUGGUCCGAACAGCAGAUGGUCGAGUGUCACCAGCAGGAGGGACACUGGAGGAUAAGCCAAAAGAUCUGCCACAAAGUACUCUUCAGAAAACAUCAAGUGCAGAAACAGAUUGCAACAGUGAAUGCUCCAGAAAUGCAGAGACAGAAGAAAAUCAUAGUAUUACGUCAGAUAUGCCAGCAGUGUCUGCAUUUUUUAGCUUAGCUGCUCUGGCAGAAGUAGCAGCCAUGGAAAAUGUUCACAGAAGUCAGAGGGCCACACCUCUCCCACAUGACGGACAGCCAAAUGAAAUGUCUCAGGCUCCAGUGCUUAUUUCCUGCGCUGACCAGUGAAGCUCCACUUUAUUGUAAAACAUUGUGCUUUACCUAAUAUCCUAGCCUUGUCUUUACCAAGGGAAGCUAGUCAGUCCAUAUGAUGGAAACUAUAGACUGCAAGCAAGUGCUUAUUGCUCUGAGUGGCCCAGAAUUCACUGGAAGCCAGGCGUUAGCAACUUGGGCCAGGUCCUCAAAUCGGAACCCAGUAUGUAGGAGGGUGAUAUUAAUUGUCUAUUAAUGAACAGAAAUGGAAUGAUCCCAGAGCUUGCUUUCUAUUGAAGGCUUUUAAACAGUAAAUAGGUGGUUGGUGUGAAAAAGGCUGCCUUUACUGUUAGCUCACACAGCAUCUCUUUUACCAACCAGAGUACGGCAACUAGUUUCGUAUAAUACCUAGUUACUCUAAAUGAAAAUGAAAAAAAAAAAAAAA